Spirometra erinaceieuropaei is the source of this 285-nucleotide messenger RNA. Lineage: Eukaryota; Metazoa; Platyhelminthes; Cestoda; Diphyllobothriidea; Diphyllobothriidae. The record is from the annotation of a GenBank genome assembly.
AUGGUGCGUCAGCUGCACGACGGCAUGAUGGCGCGAGUCUCGGACAACGGAGCUGUCUCAGAGGCAUUCGCAGUGACCAACGGAGUGAAGCAGGGAUGCGUGCUGGCACCAACCCUCUUCAGUCUUAUGUUCUCUGCCAUGCUGAUGGACGCCUACCGCGACGAACGCCCCGGGAUCCGCAUCGCCUACAGGACGGACGGUCACCUCCUGAAUCAACGGCGGAUGCACUUCCAAUCGCGCGUAUCCACAGCCACCGUUCACGAACUCCUCUUCUCCGACGACUGA